Molecule: messenger RNA, 888 nt
Organism: Chlorella variabilis
Lineage: Eukaryota; Viridiplantae; Chlorophyta; Trebouxiophyceae; Chlorellales; Chlorellaceae
Exons: 5
Coding region: 1-888 (295 amino acids)
Biological process (GO): methylation
Molecular function (GO): RNA binding; methyltransferase activity
Source: RefSeq, a predicted model, not a curated record
AUGCACCGCCCUUUAAAGCUGUGUCAUGCACCAUGCCUCUCGCCCUGCCCUGCCCCUGCACAGAUCCGCAAACGCAAGCGGCGGCUGGACGAGGUGUGCCUGGAGCGGCACCCAGAGCACAGCCGCAACGUCAUUCAGUCGUGGAUUGCGCAGGGCAAGGUGCUGGUCAACGACCGCCCUGUGCUCAAGGCAGGCACCCAGGUCCCCGAAUCCGCCACAGUCGUCAUCACCGCCGAGCAGCCCAAGUACGUGUGCCGGGCGGGGCUCAAGCUGGAGGCGGCGCUGCAGCACUGGGGCAUCGCGGUGGAGGGCAAGCGGGCGCUGGACUCAGGCCUGUCCACCGGAGGCUUCACCGACUGCCUGCUGCAGCACGGCGCCGCGGCGGUGGUGGGGGUGGACGUGGGGUACGGCCAGGUGGCGGAGCGUGUGCGCACCGACCCGCGUGUGCGGGUGAUGGAGCGCACCAACCUGCGUGCGCUGAGGCUGCCCGACAUCGGCGGCGCCGCCGUGGACCUGGUCACCCUCGACCUCUCCUUCAUCUCCGUGGCCAAAGUGCUGGACACGGUGUGUGACGUGUUGCGGCCCGACGGCGAGCUGGUGGUGCUCAUCAAGCCGCAGUUUGAGGCGGGCAAGGAGCAGGUGGGCUCUGGCGGCGUGGUGCGGGACCCUGCGGUACAUCGCCAGGUCAUCGACAGGGUGGUGGCCACCUACGAGGCAGCCGGCUUCGCCUGCCAGGGCUGGAAGGAGUCGCCCAUCAAGGGCGCAGCCGCCGGCAACACGGAGUUUCUAUCCUACUUCCGGAGGCUGCCGGGCGGCGCGGCGGCGGCGGCAGACGCGGGAGACUCGGGAGAAGCGGGCAGCGGCGCGAGCGGCGGCGGCACCUGCUGA